GGGCUGACGGCCUCGGCCAGGGAAUUUCAAUUUUGAGUCAAACUGAGGGAGACGGUGCGCGGGGACGAGCUGGACGAAGGCAGGGCAACUGGUGAUAAUGACGACUGAAGGUGGUUCAGAUAGUGAAGUAAAAGAAUCAGAGAAUCUGAGGACUAACACAGGAAGUGAAAAUGCUGGGGAUGCACCAGAAAGUCAAGAAGAUCAACAACAAAUAGAAGAAGGUUCUCCUGUCCUUCCAACUGUAGCUACCCAAAAGAGCCCUAAAAGCUCAGGUGGAAAGGGCAUUUCUCGUUUUAUCCCCCCCUGGCUUAAGAAACAAAAAUCAUACAGCAUAUCAGAACCCAAAGAUGAAACUAAGAAAAGAGAGCAUCUAGCAUCUGAAGAAGAGACAGCAGUGGAUGAAGGAGAAUGUCAUCUCUCAGAAGAAGAAGCUCAAUCUAAAGGAAAAUUAGAGGACAUUUCUGAGAAUCUUCAAGAAGCUGAAGUGGAUGGUGAUAAAGAAGAAAAACAUGUUGAGUCACAGUCUGAUAAAGAAGACAAAGGAAUUGUUUCUGAAGCUACUGAAAACAUUGAAGAUCGGAAAAGAGAGACAAAAGAGGUGCAAACAAGUGAAAUCAAAGUAGAAAGAGUGCUCCAAAAAACUCCUAAGAAGAUCAGGAUAGUACAGGCUAAAGUUGUCCUUUUGGAUGGCACAGAAUACAGUUGUGACCUUGAGAAAAAAGCUAAAGGGCAGGUGUUGUUUGACAAAGUGUGUGAGCAUCUUAACCUACUCGAACGGGACUAUUUUGGCUUGUUAUUCCAAGACCCUACAGAUCAGAAGAAUUGGCUUGAUACUUCAAAGGAAAUAAAGAAGCAAAUUCGCAAUUUGCCAUGGCAGUUCACCUUUAAUGUGAAGUUUUACCCACCUGACCCUUCACAAUUAACAGAAGAAAUCACCAGGUACUUCCUUUGUUUGCAGCUUCGUCAGGAUAUUGCUUCUGGACGUCUACCAUGCUCUUUUGUGACCCAUGCUCUGCUUGGUUCAUAUACUUUACAAGCUGAACUAGGUGACUUUGAUCCUGAGGAGCAUGAUAGUGGUUACAUACAGGAAUUCCAAUUUGCACCUAAUCAGACGAAAGAGUUGGAGGAUAAAGUAGUGGAAUUACACAAGACACACAGGGGUUUGACUCCAGCACAAGCAGAUUCCCAAUUCAUAGAAAAUGCCAAGCGGCUAUCCAUGUAUGGAGUGGAUUUACAUCAUGCUAAGGAUUCUGAAGGUGUGGACAUCAUGUUGGGGGUUUGUGCCAAUGGGCUACUCAUUUACAAAGACAGACUUCGAAUAAAUCGUUUUGCAUGGCCCAAAAUUUUGAAGAUUUCUUAUAAACGCAGUAAUUUCUAUAUUAAAAUCAGACCAACUGAACUGGAGCAGUUUGAGAGUACUAUUGGCUUUAAGCUGUCAAAUCAUAGGGCUGCAAAACGAUUAUGGAAGGUUUGUGUGGAGCAUCAUACUUUUUAUAGGCUUUUAUCACCAGAACAGCCUCCAAAAGCCAAAUUUCUGACACUGGGCUCCAAGUUCCGCUACAGUGGACGUACCCAAGCACAAACACGCCAGGCUAGCAAUCUCAUAGAUAGACCUGCCCCAUACUUUGAACGGACCUCAAGCAAACGGAUUUCCAGGAGUCUUGAUGGUGCUCCAGUAGGCAUUGUAGACCAGAGUCUGCUAAAGGAUUUCUCUGUUGCUGCUGGUGAGAGGACCUUUGAAACAGCUGGACAGCACAAGUUAAAAGACGAGGAAGGCAGAGAUGUGGAUGGAGGCAUUGCUAAAAUGUCACAAUUAGAAGAUGGAAAGAUUUAUUCCUUGAGAGUAAAUGGGGAAAAUAUUUAUGUCAGACAUAGCAAUUUAAUGUUGGAGGAACUGGAUAAGACUCAGGAUGAAUUACUGAAGCAUCAGGCUAGCAUUAGUGAACUCAAGCGCAAUUUUAUGGAAUCCACUCCUGAGCCACGCCCCAAUGAAUGGGAAAAACGGCGUAUCACACCUCUAACUCUACAAACACAAGGGAGCCUAGAAGAGGAGAUAGCAUCCAUUUUAUUUAGUAAAGAGGGGUUUUCCACUAGCAUGAAAUCUGCCUUCACUUCAGCUUUCUCGUGGACAGCAGAGGGCGUUGUUGGGAAAGAUAAUAUACCUUCUGAAAAAUUCUCUGCCUCAUCCGUCUCUCAGCUAUUACCUGAGAAAUUUACUUUCCAAACGGAAGAACCUUCCAUUGGAACCAGCAGGAAUAUUAAGAGUUCACAUGAGACUCUGGACAUAGUGGAGAAGAAACAGGCAGAGGUUGGGAUAGCAGACACAAUAGUCACAGAUGAUACCAACGGGGGGAAAAUGCCAUUUGUCUGUGGUGGUGGGGAAAGUCAGAAGAUGGAACAUCUAGCAAAAAAAGACUCUUCAUCACUGUCAUCCAAUAGCAGCAGUAGUGAGAGUGAAGAUGAAGUAGGAGAGUAUCAGCCACACCAGCAGAUUAUACAAGAUACUAUAAAAGAAGAAUUGGAAGAAAAUGAAACUACCAAAGAAGAAGAACAGAGCUCAACAGCAGAUGUUUGUGUUAAAUUUUCAGAAGAAGUCAGUCCAAUUCAAACAGCAAUUGAGCACAAGCAGUUGACUGAAGCUUUGGUCCAAACAAAUGAAGCUUCCAUAAACACAUCAGAAAAGACAAAGUUAGGAAGAUUGGAUGAUGAAGGCCCAAAAGAAGAAAAGGAGGAAGAUCUACCUAAACUAAAUGGAGAAGCAUUGCAUAUUGACAUUGAUGUUUCACCACAAUUAAUUUGUUGCUCAGAGCCUCCACUUAUUAAAACUGAGAUGGUGACGAUUUCAGAUGCUUCACAAAGAACUGAAAUAUCCACUAAAGAAGUCCCAAUUGUUCAGACAGAAACUAAAACGAUCACCUAUGAAUCUCCUCAGUUUGAUGAUGGUGCUGAUGCUGGUAUGUUGUUGAGUGCACAGACAAUCACAUCAGAAUCUGUUUCUACUACCACAACCACACAUAUUACUAAGAUGGUAAAAGGUGGUGUAUCAGAAACCAGAAUCGAAAAGCGUAUUGUUAUCACAGGAGAUGCAGAUCUUGAUCAUGAUCAGGCAUUGGCACAAGCCAUUAAGGAAGCCAAAGAGCAGCACCCUGACAUGUCUGUAACAAGAGUAGUGGUGCAUAAGGAGAGUGAACUUGAAGAGGAAGGCCAUUAAGAUUUAUGAAGAAUGCUUUGAGACUAUGAAGAACUUAAAUAAUUCCAAGUUGAUAUCCCAGCCAGUCUUUCACUGAAUACACCAAGUUCAUCACAGGGACCAAACUUCUCUAGACCGAAUUACCAACCUUACAGUUUUUCAUGUAUGUCUUUGUUUUUAUAACCGAUUUUUAACGUUCUUGGAUUUUUUUUUAACAAGGUAUAGAGAAUUUUUUGUUCAAUUCCCUGCUAUUUUUGUAUAACUGAUUUCUUGUUUGCAUGAAAGUAAGCAAAAAUAUUUAGAAAGCACUGUUUACUUGAGUAGUUUUAAUAUGCAGGGAAAAGGAACCCUGACUAAUUUAGAUAUAGACUUUUUUCAAAAAUGUCUCAAAGACUUAACUGGAAAAAUUUUACUUUUUCAGAUAAAUAUCAAAUAAUACAAGAAAAAUAUUCUUUUUAUUAAAAAAAACAAAAUGUUCUUAUAGCUUGGCAGGGAAAGUAAACUGAAAACCUGUAUGUUUUUAUAUAGAUUCCUAUAUUUAAAAAAAUCUGUUUAUUCUGAUGAUCUCUUAUUUUUUGAGGGAACUGGUGCUGAUAUCAUAUAGAAUCGAUGUUUUAGCUAUUAAAAAAAAACAUUUCUACUGACCAGCCACUGUUCAAGUAGCCUUUUGUUUGCACUUCACUGUCCUCAGCCAGUCCCUUCAGAGAGACCUAUAGGGGUCUGCAACAUUCCAGAGUUGGAAGGACUUUGCUCUGUCCUUCCAGCAAAUUUAGGCAGCUUAAUGCUUUUCUCUUCUUAUGCUAAAUGUCAGAUACUCCAUUAUACAACUGCAUCUGCAGAAAAAGCUUGCUUUGCCUAAAAAAACCAGGGCUGGCAGCGCUUGGGAUUCAAAUGCAGAAAGUGUUUCAGAGCACAAGCUGAAAGCAGCUUGCAGAAUAUAUCUCUCUCUGCAACUCC
This is a messenger RNA of Thamnophis elegans (Western terrestrial garter snake), 4147 nucleotides long. RefSeq names its product erythrocyte membrane protein band 4.1 like 2 (gene EPB41L2). Gene Ontology annotation, biological process: cortical actin cytoskeleton organization. Gene Ontology annotation, molecular function: actin binding; structural molecule activity. The transcript has 22 exons. Lineage: Eukaryota; Metazoa; Chordata; Lepidosauria; Squamata; Natricidae. Gene Ontology annotation, cellular component: plasma membrane; cytoskeleton. The record is from RefSeq and is a predicted model, not a curated record. Bases 98 to 3211 code for a protein of 1037 amino acids.